ACCAAUAUUUACAUUGUUUAUCAAGUUUUCUUUAAUUAUUUUCAUUAAUUUAUUAAUUUUUUUAAGAAAAUUACAAAUGUAUUUUACAACAUAGAGCCUAUAAGGUUAAGAAACAAGUUAAAAUAUAAAAUGAAUGAUUCCUCGUUCUCAAAUUAUGAGAAUUAUUUUUGUACAUCCAGUCACCAGGUGACGGAGAUAAAUCCUCUAACACAAAAUAUAGAAUAUGAUGAAAUGCCAGCCACCAUUCAUUAUAUAAAUAAUGUUUCGUCAGGUGACAUGGUGACAACUUUAACACAAAGUGUUUCUGGUGUGGAACAAAGACAUCCACAAAAUAAUGUAUUUAAUUUUCUACCCAAUUCGCAUGAGGAACAAGAAAAGCUGGAGUCACAAAGUGUUAGUAAAAGAGUAAAUUCUAGUAGUGCUGUUGUAAGCAAUGUCCCAGCUUCUUCAACACACUUUGGUGGCAUACCUUUUGUUCAAAUUCAUACCACAAAUGUUCAGCCGCAGCGAACCAGUUAUGGUAAUGUUUUUCGUAGAAAUAUUAGCAGACAAGAGGAAAUUAAAUCGGAACCUAUUAAAUCUGAAACUUCGGAGGCGUCCAAAGAACGUACCAAUGCCACACCAACACCGCCUCGAACAGCUAAUCAAACACAAAAUGAAAAUAAUAUGGAACCCAUGGAUACCUCUACAAAUGAGAAGCAAUCUAACAGUAUUACUAAUAACAAUAAUAUAGAAGAGAAAUCUUCGGCUCUUUUACAAAUCUACAAAUGUUCCAAGUGUCCGUAUAUAAGCCUAAGAGAGACUGAACGUGAUGAUCAUAUAGCCUCACAACAUAAGGAAGAAAGUGUUACUAAAAGUGAACAACUUAGGCCAAUAAAUUGUCCAGGCUGCAGUAAUAUUUUUUAUCAACAAGAAUCUCUAAAAAUCCACUUAAAAUUAGAUCAUUUAAUGAGAGAAGAAGAUGUUCCAAAAUUGCUUAACACUUUCAUAGAAUCCAAAAAGAAAUCCAAUGAUGAUGAAAGCAAUGCCUCGCUGGAAAUCAUAAAUAAAACAUUAAAUACAGAAACCACCAAAGAACCCAUACGUAAAAGUAGAAUUUAUUUAAAAAAUGUGGAAUGCCUUAGAGAACCCAAUCGCCAGCCUAUGGAACAAACUGAUAAUCAACUAGCGGGACCACCAACUACUAAUCACACACAACAGCCCACAAAGCCCAAACAAAAAAUCUCUAUUAAAAGUGUUGAUGUAUUAAGAGAGCCGGCACUACUUAGACGAGAUUAUGAAAUACAAAAUUCUAAUAUAAAUAAUUAUCUAAAUUUCAAUACAGAUUUAUUAAAUAAUACUUUGGAUUUAUUAGCUGGAAGCCCGUUAAAUUUAGGCAAUAAUACCAACUCUUCAUCCUAUGACUACCCACAAACUAUGGACAAUACCCUCAAUAAAUCCAAUAUUAAUAAUAAUGACUGUUCUUUGGUAAAUACAAAUACUAACACUAAUAAUGUUGCGACAGCUACGGAAAAACCCAGAAGACCUAAAAUUUAUGUAAAAAGUGUUGAAAGUUUUAAUUUAAUGCCUCUUGAUUCAUUACACGCUAACAACAAUGGUGGAUUUCUUAAUGAUCAUAGCACGUCUUGUAAUAAUAAUCAGGUCUAUGAUUCAACUUUGGUACAUAUGCCGCCACCAUAUAUGUUUGAUACAAAUUCCAGUGGCAAUAAUUUAAAUAAUAAUGCUAAUUUUAUAAGCAAUCAUAGUGAUAUGGAUACGUUUCAAUUUAUUAACACCUCUAAUGCCAAUAACAAUAACAACAACAAUAACAAUUAUAUAUUAGAGAACACGUUAUUUUUGGGUAAUAAUGAAGAGCUUAAUGUAAAUGGCGAACAAAUGGAAAAUAUUGCUCUAAUACCGGACGCAGCAGCCACACCUACCCCACCGUCAACGGCAGAUAUUAAUAUGAUAAUGACAAAGCCCGUUUCCACUAUCCAGGAACAAAGAGGAACUCUCCACCUACGUACCGUUGACGAAUUAAACUUAAUGAACAAGACCGAAGUACAGCAUUUGAUAGCGCCCAAUUUGGACAAUAAUCAUACCAGCGAAGUCUUAGAUAAAGUUAACUCUUCCAGUCUAAAUGAUAUUAAUCUCAUUGGAGAUGAUUUAUAUGAAGAUGAUCAUUUUAAAUUUCAUGAUUUAGACACUCAAAUGGUCAAUGAUUGGCCAGAAACUUAUGAAGAUCUAGCCGAAGAUAUUAAUUGCAUAAUAGCCGAUGCUUCAAAUGAAAAUAGUGCAGAAAAUUUGGUUUAUUCUAUGGAGAAUAAUAACCAAAAGUUAAGUAGCAAUAAUUUUGAUAUUGACACUCCCCAGGUAUCAUUGAUAACCAUACGUGAUAUAGAAGAAUUAACGGGAACCGCAAAUCAUAUAGCAAUAGAUCAGCAAACCGAUUUAAUCGUAGAACAGAUACAAGAUAGUCAUAACGAGAUUCCAAAUCAAAUUGAUAUUGUUAGUCAGGAGGAAGAUUUGUUGGUGAUACCUAGAGAGAAUGAAAGUGUUGGUGAUAGCAGUCUUAAAAGGGAAUUAGUUAAUGCUACUCCGGAAACAAAUGAAACUUCUGUAGCUGCAAAUGUUAAGGAAACAAAUGUCAGUAAAGAAAUUAGUAAAAAUAUAACGCCUGUAAACGAAUUACCACCCUUAGUACCCGUGACAAAUAACUCUACGGAAUCGACAGAAUCGAUUAAUUUGCAUAACAGCAAUGUAAAUCCUUUAACCAACAGCAAUAUACCCUUGCCACCAUUGGUACCUGUAUCACCCUUGAAGAAACUAAAUAAUGUCAACAAACAGCCUGAUAAACCAACUUCACCGUUGGAAAAGGGACGCAUAUAUGUAGCUAAUAAUCUAAUGGAGCCACCUAAACGUCCAACAGCUGUCUCGGCCACCAGUGGCACUUCGGUAAGAGGUCGACCCUUUGGUUCUAAUCGCACACGCAUUACUAAGCUAAAACAAACAAUUGGCAGUUCAGCCGAAGAUUUAUUCUCCAAAUGUUCCAUUAAAGGUUGUGCCUUUCGCUUUAAGAAACCCGAAACUGUGGAAUAUCAUCGCAAAUGUCAUGAUAUGUCCUCGGACAGUCCCCAGGCCAUGUUAUGUCCCGAAUGUAAAUCAUCCGAGUUCAAUAAUUGGAAUACUCUUCACACUCAUCUAUGGCGGGCCCAUCAAAUCGAUAUGGAGCUGUACAAAUGUGAACUGUGCGAGUUCAAAACACCUAUUUUCUCACGUCUCGUUAAUACACAUGCUAAAAUUCACUUUGAAGAUCGCAACUAUAAGUGUGAACAUUGUGAAAAAGCCUUUAAAAACUCUAAACAAUUAAAAAAUCAUCGCCGUUGGCAUCGUGUACAAGCGACUGCUGCGAUUACCACAACGACACCACCCAAACCACCACCACCACCAACCGAAAUACAUCGUUGCUCGGAUUGUGGUUCCACAUUUUCGCAACAGAAAACUUUACGAGAACAUUGUUGCAAAAAGGGAGACUCUUCGCUUAAGUGUAACGUAUGCGAAAAGUUAAUGAGUUCCAAGUCAUCGUUAAAAUUGCAUUUGUUAACGCACAGUGAUGGUGAGAAACUUUAUAAAUGUCAAAAUUGUGAUUACGCCACAAAUGAUCAUAAUGCCUUUCGAAGACAUCGCAUGGGUCACGAGAAUCGCAAAAUGUAUGAAUGCAUCUUUUGUCCCUAUAAAUCGGUGCAAAGUGUGGCAUAUCAGAAACACAUCUUACAAAAACAUCCAGAAAAUGCUGACUCGGUCAUAUAUAAAUGUUCGGUUUGUUCAUAUUCCACCAUCAAUCGUUCACUACUCGUAGUGCAUCAGGCUAAACAUGAAAAACCUAAUGAUGAUAGGGUGAAAUCAAAAGUUUCCGAAGAUAUAUCUGCUGUGAAAAAUACAGAAAAAUCUGUAAUUGCUUCUUCAACAGAUCUUCAAAAGAGUAAAAUCAAAGUUAAAAGCAAUUUAUUUACCACAAAUUCUACGGAAGCGGUGGUAAAUGUGAAUCAUAAUGAUUUGAAUUUAGUGCAAUUAUAUAAUGUGGAAAGUGGUACUGUUACUUAAUAAAUGUUAAAGGGUGGGUACGUGUUUUUAUACAUAAA
Messenger RNA from Lucilia cuprina (Australian sheep blowfly), 4121 nucleotides. RefSeq lists its product as uncharacterized. Bases 130 to 4083 code for a protein of 1317 amino acids. Gene Ontology annotation, molecular function: RNA polymerase II cis-regulatory region sequence-specific DNA binding; DNA-binding transcription factor activity, RNA polymerase II-specific. Gene Ontology annotation, biological process: regulation of DNA-templated transcription. The record is from RefSeq and is a predicted model, not a curated record. The transcript has 5 exons. Lineage: Eukaryota; Metazoa; Arthropoda; Insecta; Diptera; Calliphoridae.